Ooceraea biroi (clonal raider ant) is the source of this 2139-nucleotide messenger RNA. It is a transcript of the gene 26-29-p, whose product is annotated as C1 family peptidase 26-29-p. Gene Ontology annotation, molecular function: cysteine-type peptidase activity. Lineage: Eukaryota; Metazoa; Arthropoda; Insecta; Hymenoptera; Formicidae. The record is from RefSeq and is a predicted model, not a curated record. Gene Ontology annotation, biological process: proteolysis.
CAGCUAAAAAGAACAGACCUAAUGCCUGGCUCGACCGUAAAGCCAUAAAGUAUCACUAGCAGUUAGUGUAUCCACAAAAGAUUUCCUCGAACGGUUGCGGUGGUGAACAGAUAAAAGACCGACUUACUGGACUUUAGUCGCAUUUAGAUAUUGUUGUGUCUUCGAAGAACGAAUCUCGCUGCAUCGUGCUCAAGAUAAAUCACGGGACAAUCAAAAUGUCCAGUUUUAGGAUUAGUUUAUUCCUACUGUUUUGGGGAACAUAUGUCACGUGUGCGACAGCGUCUCUCAAAGAAACAUUGACAGCUCCUGCAUUCAGUAGAACCUAUACAGUAAAGGGAACGUUAUACAUACCAUAUGCAGAGAUCCGAGAACCUUUCUAUGCAUGGUACGACGGAAACAGUGGUUCCAGUCGGAUUGAUUACUAUGGAGGAAUGGUCAAAACCUUUCAACUCGCUCAUAGAGGACAAUAUGGAGCCAGCCUGAAAAUGGCACCUAUCACUACAGAGACUGUCGUCAAUGAAGAGACGUGUCUCCAAGUGAACGGUUCUAAUGAUCUGAAGAUACAACCUCAAUCUAUUAUUCCAGAUGCUUCUGAGAUGGAGUGCAUUGGAGAGGAGAUGAUCAAUGGAUUAUUGUGUGAAAAAUGGCGACUCGUACAAGAAGUCGGGGAGAAAAUGAACAAAUAUACACUCUGGAUACGUUACAAGAAAUCGCCGUAUUUGCCGCAAGUCAAGGAGCCUAUUCCUGUGCGAUAUGAGAUGAGAGGAUUUAAUAGUCUCUUGGGCUCACAUUACGAUCAUUAUUACUUGGAGUACGAUUGGUAUUCUUUUGACAAGCCGUCUGAAGAUGUCUUCAAAAUCGCAGAGAAUGCUACAUGCGUUAGCUUCCCGGGCCCAGGCGAGAAUCACAUAUAUACCUUUAAUCCGAUGCGUGAAUUUGUUCACAAUUAUGAAGAUCAUGUGGACAAAGAAUUCGACAGCUUUAAGAAAGUUCACGGCAAGAGUUACAAGGACAGCAAGGAUCACACGUAUCGCAAGGAUUUAUUCAGACAGAAUAUGAGGUUUAUCCACUCAGUGAACCGCGCGAAUCUGGGUUACCAAUUAGAUGUGAAUCACUUAGCAGAUCGCAACGAUCUUGAACUGAAAGCUUUACGAGGAAAGCAAUACACCCCGGGUUACAAUGGCGGAAUGCCAUUUCCAUAUGAUAUCGAGAAAGAAAUCGCGGGCAUCCCCGAUAGUAUAGACUGGAGAUUAUACGGUGCUGUGACACCAGUAAAAGAUCAAUCUGUUUGCGGCUCUUGUUGGAGCUUUGGCACUACAGGAGCGGUAGAGGGCGCAUACUACAUGAAGUAUAAUAAAUUAGUACGUCUGUCUCAACAGGCUCUCAUUGACUGUUCGUGGGGCUUCGGUAAUAAUGGUUGCGAUGGCGGAGAAGAUUUUCGCGCGUAUCAGUGGAUCAUGAAACACGGUGGUUUACCUACCGAGGAAGAUUAUGGGAAUUAUUUGGGACAGGAUGGAUACUGUCACAUAAAUAACGUGACGUUAACCGCCAAGGUCACGGGUUACGUUAACGUCACUCCACAGAAUGUAGACGCAUUGAAAAUCGCGAUCUUCAAGCAUGGUCCUAUUUCUGUUGCUAUCGACGCGUCCCAUAAGACAUUCUCAUUCUAUUCUCAUGGAGUAUAUUACGAUCCAACUUGCGGCAACACCGAAGAUAAACUAGACCAUGCUGUUCUGGCCGUUGGAUACGGCACUAUGAAUGGAAAAGGCUAUUGGUUGAUAAAGAAUUCCUGGUCGAAUUAUUGGGGCAAUGAUGGAUAUAUCCUUAUGGCUCAAAAAGAUGAUAAUUGUGGUGUUCUUCUUGUCCCUACAUAUGUUACCAUAUAAUGAUAUUUCUCCUUUAACUUUUGCGUCAAUUUAUCGCGUUGCUUAGAGCUCUCUGAUAUAUCCAAGGAACAGACAUAUGAAAAAAUAAGAUAUAAUUUAUAUAUGUACAAAUGAGAAAAAUUAGAGGCUGUAUAAAAUAUAUCUUAGAUACUCAAUACAAGUUGUUAAAGAUCGUAUUUACUGUAUACGUUAUGUGCGUAUGAAAACAUAGAUUGUAAUAAUAAGAGAAAAUAAAAGGAAAGUUUUGCAAUUA